AUGGAUGUCUUCGAUUGGGCUUUUUUCAUUCUAUCUAAAAUAAUAGCGAUCCAAGUCACAGUCAAUGAGGGGAUCCUUGAAGGAGAUAUAGUGAGAAAUCCCUUCGGUAGUCCCUAUUUUAGCUUCAAAGGUAUUCCUUAUGCAGACCCUCCAGUGGGAGAGUUAAGAUUUAAGGCUCCCGUUCGUAAAACACCAUGGCAAGGAGUUCGAAGCGCUAAGGAACACUCUCCAAAAUGUUAUCAAUUCGAACUGUUUACCAACGAAACUCGUCCGCCCCUAGGAAGCGAAGACUGCUUGUAUCUCAACGUUUAUACUCCGAACAUAGCUCCAAUACAAUCAUUACCUGUCAUGGUUUAGAUACACGGAGGAGGAUUUGCCAGUGGCAGCGGAAAUGAUGACGAACAAAGUCCUGAGUUUCUAAUGAGAAAAGGCGUGAUUCUUGUUACUUUAAACUACAGAUUAGAAAUACUAGGAUUCCUUUCCCUUGACACAGAAGACAUUCCAGGAAAUGCCGGCAUGAAAGAUCAAGUAGCCGCACUAAAAUGGGUUAAAGAAAACAUACAAAAGUUUGGUGGCGAUCCAGAUAACAUCACCAUAUUCGGGGAAAGCGCUGGAGGAGCAAGUGUUUCCUACCAUUUAGUUUCACCAAUGAGUAAAGGUUUAUUUAACAGAGCUAUAACACAGAGCGGUGCUCUCACAUGCUGGUGGCCAAAUACUUUUAGAGCAAGAGAUAGAGCGUUAGCUCUAGCUAUGGAAUUAGGAUGUUAUUCUAAACAAGACAAAGAAAUUGCUGAGUGUCUUAGAGCACAACCCUGUGAAAACCUUAUUUCAAAACAAAUUAAAGUCACCUAUUCUCAAUUGGCCAAGGUAUCUCCCAAUGUUUAUUUUGGUGUCGUUUCGGAACAACAAUUUGGUGACAACCAAAGAUUCUUUUACGGACACCCAUACGACGUUUUACGUGAUGGUAUUCACGAGGGUGUGCAAGUUAUGAACGGUUAUACAGAGGAUGAAGGAGUUUUGUAUUUCUCAACAGGUGUGGAUGCUGAUACAGUUUUUGAUCAAGCCAAAAGGUUCACGGAAUUCUUUGUUCCCGAACCUCACAUAACUAAUACGUCAUUAGUCAUCCAAAUGGAAAUUGGUAAAAGAUUUAGAGAAUUCUACAUGGAAGAUAAAGUUCCAUCAAAGGCAACGUUAGAUUAUAUGUUGAAAUACUUCAACAUGGAAUUGUUCGUGUAUGGGACUAUGGCACUCCAAAAAUUUAUAGCGAAAACGAGUGAAAAGAAAAAUUACUUGUACAAAUUCACCUGUAAAUCUGAAUUGAACAGAUUCACUCAAUUGACGGGGAUCGACACGUUAUUUGAUUAUAGACCAGUGGUGGCACAUUCUGAUGACCUUCCCUACCUUUUCCCAUUGGCAUCGAAGUUUGAUAAAAUUGAUAUGAACUCGGACACAUUCAGAAUGAUUGAUCAAGUCACGACACUGUGGACUAACUUUGCUAAAUAUGGAGACCCAACUCCCGAUGCCAGUUUAGGUGUGCAAUGGCUUCCAUACUCUCUAGAAAACCAAGAAUAUUUGGACAUUGGCGAGGAGCUGGUCCCUGGAACGUUUCCUGAAAAGAAAGCAGUUGAGUUUUGGGAGAAUAAUUUUAAAGAGUUUUUACCGAAAUUAGUACCAUAG
Molecule: messenger RNA, 1677 nt
Organism: Pararge aegeria (speckled wood butterfly)
Lineage: Eukaryota; Metazoa; Arthropoda; Insecta; Lepidoptera; Nymphalidae
Product: cholinesterase 1-like
Exons: 3
Source: RefSeq, a predicted model, not a curated record